CCGGCUACGCCCCCUGCUCCUCCCAGAGGCGGGACUUCCCCUGGUCCCCGGAAGGAGGAGGAGCGUGGCUAGUCUGGAGAGGGUACCUGGGGCGGAGGCAAAGGCGGAGGCAGAGGCGGAGGAGCUUUGAAAGAAGCUUAAGUGAAAAUGGUACAUGUUAGAAGACACGAAACAAGGAAAAAUUCUAAAACUCAAGAGCAUGAGCAGAAAUCUCGAGUUGAUUGGAGGCGGACUAAAAGAAGUAGUAUUUCACAGUUAUUUGAUAGUGAUGAAGACCUUAAUAGUGAUGAAGAACUUGACAGUGAUGAAGAGCUUGAUAGCGAUGAAGAACUUGAUAGUAACAAGGGGUUCGAUAGUAAUAAAAACCCCGAAAAUGAAAGAAAACUUAGAUUAAUUGAAGUUGAAAGUGAAGGUAGUAGUAACUGUGAGCUUCUCAUGAACACUGGCAACCGUUCAACAUAUGAAGAAGAAAAUAACAAAAACAAACCUAGAAGUUCUGACUCACCAGAUCAUGAAAAGCAUUCCAGUCAAGAGGAUGACGAUCUCAACAAACACACUGGACAGAUAAUAGAGGAGGAUUUAGAAGAAGAACACAUCAAGCGAGGGAAGAGAAAAAGGAUCUCCUCUGUUAUGUACGACAGCGAUGAGAGUGACAGCAGUGAUAUCCUAGUUCGAAAAAUAGGUGUUAAACGUCCACGUAGAGUGGUUGAAGAUGAAUGUUCUUCAGUAGAGAUGGAGCCAAAAACAUCUGAAAAAACUUUAGCUGCAAGAAAGCGAGAACAAUUCCAGAAACUCAAAGAACUCUCAAAACAAAGAUCUCGUCAGAGACGCAAUAGUAGUAGAGAUUUUGAGGACUCUGAAAAGGAAUCCUGCCCAAGCAGUGAUGAAAGUGAUGAGGAGGAGGAAGAAGAUGAUUAUGAAUAUGAUGAAGAUGGAGAUGAUUAUAUUAUUGAUGACUUUGUAGUUCAAGAUGAGGAGGGUGAUGAAGAGAAUAAAAGCCAGCGAGGAGAAAAAUUGACUACAUCACAACUGAAAUUAGUAAAACAGAAUUCUCUUUAUUCUUUUAGUGACCACUAUACUCACUUUGAAAGAGUUGUGAAGGCUCUUCUGAUCAAUGCUUUAGAUGAAUCUUUUCUGGGAACAUUGUAUGAUGGCACCAGACAAAAAUCAUAUGCACAAGAUAUGUUGACAUCUCUUCAUUAUUUGGAUAACCGCUUUGUUCAGCCUCGUCUAGAGAGUUUAGCUUCUAGAAGUCGUUGGAAAGAGCUAUAUAAGGAGCGGGUAGAAAAUUAUUCUAACGUAAGUAUCCAUUUGAAGAAUCCUGAAAAUUGUUGCUGUCAGGCUUGUGGAUUGCAUCGCCACUGCAGAUACUCGGUGCAUUUAUCAGGAAAGUUAUAUAACACCAGGACUAUGGAAACAGACGAUUUCAUGUCACAUGAUAAACAGGUGUUUACUGUUGGCAGAAUUUGUGCUGAUCGUACCAGAAUUUAUCACAAACUGAAACAUUUUAAGUUCAAGCUGUACCAGGAAUGCUGCUCCAUUGCAAAGACAGAAGAAGUUGAGGAUGAACAGGUUAAAGAAACAGUGGAAAGAAUUUUCAAUCAGUCAAAAGAAAGUGGCUGGAUUAAGGAGAACAGUUCUUGUGACCCGAGAGUGAAGAAACACCUGGUGCCAAUCUGAGGAAAGGAUCUCGGCUGCCAGUUCUAAUACCACCCACAUCCUCUUCUUGAGGACAUGGGCUGAGCAGUGAGCACUGUAACUGAAGAUCAAGGGGAAUGCAGAGGUUUCAGGCCACGGCACUGAUUUUGAUUCCCCCAAAUCCUGCUGAUCACUAAGUUUGAUAUCAGGGAUAAAGUGGGGGUUUUGAAGAGUGCACUGGAUUCCUGAAGAUCUGCUGGCAGCUCAGAAGCUCUGGUCUGCUCACAGAGCUUUUAGAAUUGUUUAUGGUACUUGGAAAGAAUGCUAUUAUGAUUGCAGUCUUCUAAAACAAGUGUAGUUACGUGAACGUAUAAGAGAAAACAUAUAGCAGAUUUUCAGGCAACUCAGAUCAACAGUAUAUUUAAUCUUAAAAAAAAAAAAAAAAGCCUGCCUUGAGAUCUGUUGCCUGGGUUAUUUAUAUCAUAGGGGAAUUUGUAAAAGAGGAAAAUAAAAAAGAUGAGAGCUUAGUGAAUAAACUUAUGAGCAAAGGGAAAGAAAAAGAGAACAACAAACAGGAACUUGUUAGGACACGUCAUAUUCUGCAGAGGUGUCCCAGUCUGGAGAGUGACAUCAAGACUGGUUCCCCUUCUGAGGAUUAUCUUCCCAUCACAGCCACACCACCCAGUGGAUCUCUCUGCCUGCCCCCCACAUCUUGACCCUUCUGUAGUCUUUUCUCUCAUUUUACUCUCCUCAGCUUUUUAUCUUUUACUUUGCUUCAGCUUCUCUCCCAGUGCUUUCCUCCCUGUCCUCCUCUGUGCUUUUCAGUUUGCCUUAGGGAGAAGCCACCACUUAGCCAGUAAGUCCCAUCUUCAUUUUCCAUGAUGACCUGAAAUUCUUACGUGCUUUCACUGGUGCAUUUAAGUGUUGCCAACGCUCUCAUGGAGUUGAAAAACCUUUUGGGACACCACAUUUUUUAAAGAAUUGUGUGCCAGGUGUAGAAAAAUCACUAUGCAUGUAUUAUAUAUAUUAUAUAUAAUAAUAGUAUAUGUGGGGAAGAACAUUAAAUUUCUUGCAGAGAAUAAACCAAAAGCAUUUCCAGAUCAUGUACCUUAGAGAAAGCUUAACAAGGUUUCUAACAGAAGGGACCUGGAAUAAGAAAAAAAAAGUUCUUGGGAAGAGAAAACCCAAGUGUCCUCUCAUGCUUAAAGAAAAACACUUAGCAUUGGGCAUUUAAGGUAUUUCAAGAUCAUGCAUGUUUAGGACAACAUGCACAUUUUGUUUUUCACAUAAAAUACCACAGAGCUUCAUUUUCUUUCCGAGGUCCCUCCUUCUUUAAAAAUAUUUGUCCACACGUUUUCUCAAAAGAUUUCCUAGAAACUACAGUUUAGAGCCGAUAUAAACCCAUACGCAGCGUUUUGUGCUGUGAUUACCUUUCAGAGCUCCUCAAGCACUCUGGCGUUUCUCAGCACCACCCCACCUACCCCUGGGAGUGCGCGUGUCCCGCGCCGCCGCACUGCAUUGCUCAUGACACACGCCUUUCUCUUUGGCUGCGCUCCUAUGGCCCCAGCCACCCGCACCCUUUCCAAUGCCAGGGCUCAGCGCCACUUGAACGGCCGGAUCUGUGGCUCUUUUUGCUCUUUCCUCCCACUGAUUAUGUCAACCCCUUCUUUCACUUCACACAAACGAUUUGGUCUUGUCUUUCCUCCCAGCUCACAUUGCACACCUUGCUUUUUCCUUAUCUGCCCCUUCCUCCUCCACCUCAGGAUAUUUCUGCAUUUCUUCCCAAAGACCUGCCAACUAGACUGACUUCUUGUUCCUCCUCCUACCAGUUGAACUAAGAUGACCUGUUUUUAAUCUAGGAUGACAUUAAAGGGUAGGAGGAACCUGAGUGUGAAGAAAAUAAUGAAUGGGGAGCAUCUGGAUGGCUCAGUCAGUUAAGCAUCUGACUCUGGAUCUUAAGGCUCAGGUCUUGAUCUCAUGGUUUUGAGUUCAAGCCCCACAUCAGGCUCUGCACUGUGUGUGAAGAUUACUUAAAAAAAGGGAAAAAAAAAGAAAAAGAUGCAUGAUAAGAAAAUUAUAAUAAAACCAAAACAUAUAAUAAAUAUAAUAAAAGUAACUGUCUGAUUCUAAAUUACACUUGAAGAACAUUCUGUCAUAUGCCACUGGCAAAAUUCUAACAAAUGUUUCUCAUUAAGAAGAAAGUGCACGUGAUGAUGGGGUUUCCAGAGAAGUUGAAGAUAGGGUUGUUGGGAUAGGGUGGUGAAAACAGGAACAUCAGGAAAGGGGAGAAUGUAUUUCAAUAAUACUAUCAAGUCUCAGUUUUGUGGUAUGAAAAGUUUAAAUCUAUUACAUAAAGAUUAUUACAUAACAAAGAAUUUUAAAUAACGAUUUGAUAUCUCACCCCUUCCUGAAACUCUUCUUAUGUGGUCUCUUCUCUUUCCCCCUUUUAAACUUGUUUCCUGUUCUUUUUCUUUCUCUCCUUAAACUGAUGUUUCUCAAAUCAAGGCCCUAACUACCUAUGUCAGAAUCACCUAGAAGUUUGUAGAAAAUGUGUAGUUCCUGGCCUCCCUGCAGAACUACUGAAUGAGACUCCUUGAGGGUGUUAAACACCCAGUAUUUAACAAGUUAGGUGAUUCUUAAGCAAAUCAAAGAUUGAGGGCCGCUAGUUAAAGGUACUUGUUGCAGGGCACCUGGGUGGCUCAGUCAGUUGAGCAUCCAAAUUUGACUCAGGUCAUGAUCUCACGGUGGUAGUCUGUUAGUUCAAGCCCUGCAUGGGGCUCACUGCUGUCAGCAUGGAGCCAGCUUUGGAUCCUCUGUUCCCCUCCUCUCUGCCCAUCAGUCCCCCGCUCACUCUCUCUCUCUCUCUCUUACAAAUAAAUAAACCUUUAAAAAAAGAAAAAGUACGUGUUGUUCCACGUUCCAUUCUCAGCCCCUGUAAGUCCUCUGACUUGGCAAACCUAUUCCUUUCUUCAUGUCUAACUGGUGUUUCUGACCAGAAGAUCCCAACCUCCUCCUUUUAUGUUCUGACCUCUUUCUCACACUCCAUUCCCACAGUUCACAUGUUUUAAUCAGUAGGUCAAUCUGGCACCUCAAAGGGGUUAAUAUAAUAAGAUCCAAACUCUCAAAAUUUUUAGUGAAAAAGAAUGGUGGAACCAGAAUCUUUAGGUGGAGAGAACGUCCAGGCAAUACUGUCUUCUCUCUCUGAAUUUCACUUUUCCAUAGGAAGGCUUUCUUUUUUCUAACUAAAGCCGCACACACCCCCCCCAACCUUUAAAUCUCAGAAAUAGCAUACUAUAAUGAUUAAAAUCAUGGAUUUAAAUAUUUUCCAGCAGUAGAAUUUGGAGGCAAGUUACUUUAUUUCUCUAAGUUGCCUCUUCACUAAGAUAGGAAUUAAAACAACAAAGAGUUUUGAUCGUGGAUAUUAAAAGAUCAACACAUUUUAAGCAUUUAGUAUUGGACCUAACAAUUAGUAAGUGAUCAAUUAAUGUCAACUAUUAUUAGUAAUAAAAGCAAGAAGUUUUCCCUCCGUCAUGCAGUAUGGCUGGGAUUGCAAUUUUCCAAAAGAAAUUUAAUAAGGAGAAAAAAUAUAUGAAGAUAAUAUAAAAAGCAUAAAAACAAUCAAACUUUUAAUGUACAGGUUUCUAAUUCUAGAAUACUUUACUCCUAUCUAAUAGAACCUACCUGAAUACUAGGUCAAGAGAAUCCCUAAGUAGUCCAAAGGUUAUUUCCAACCUCCCCACCCCCCCACCCCAUUCUUUUCUUCAUUCUUUCCAGAGAAGGUGAUCCAGUCAGAGGUCUUGAGGGGGAAAAGGUUUCCU
This is a messenger RNA of Felis catus (domestic cat), 5456 nucleotides long. RefSeq names its product coiled-coil domain containing 82 (gene CCDC82). Gene Ontology annotation, cellular component: nucleus. The record is from RefSeq and is a predicted model, not a curated record. The transcript is spliced from 8 exons. Lineage: Eukaryota; Metazoa; Chordata; Mammalia; Carnivora; Felidae. The coding region runs from base 148 to 1680 and encodes 510 amino acids.